ACGAUAUUCAUCUGCUGCAGCUUGCAGACAGAGAAACUCCCUCAGGGAACUUUCAGGACAGAGUAGUUUUUUAAAGCUGUGGACCAGACUACAAUCUAUUUUCAACUACAGCGCCUUCAAGUUUAAAUCCUACCCGGCUGCCUGAUCUACUUACAGACAAUGACGAGGAGUAUCAUUUGCUGCUUUUUAGCAUUGCUGCUUACUACGCGGAUCUCAGCACAGCACCAACAGCGAAGACCUGUUUUUACAUGCGGAGGAAAUCUAACGGGAGAAUCCGGAUUUAUUGGCAGCGAAGGAUUCCCUGGAGUGUACCCUCCAAAUACAAAAUGUGUUUGGAAAAUCACGGUUCCCGAAGGGAAAGUUGUUGUCCUAUCCUUCCGGUUCAUUGACCUGGAAAGUGAUAGCCUAUGUCGAUAUGACUAUGUGGAUGUCUACAAUGGACAAGCCAACGGACAGCGGCUUGGCAGGUUCUGUGGGACUUUCAGACCAGGGGCGCUUGUUUCCAAUAGCAACAAGAUGUUGGUUCAGAUGGUCUCUGACGCCAACACGGCGGGCAACGGAUUCUUUGCCAUGUAUUCCGCGGCUCAGCCCAACGAAAGAGGGGAUCAAUACUGUGGCGGUCGUUUAGAUAAACCUGCUGGCUCUUUUAAAACUCCAAACUGGCCAGAUACAGACUACCCUGCAGGAGUCACCUGUUCAUGGCACAUAGUGGCGCCAAAAAAUCAAAUUAUUGAAGUGAAGUUUGAGAAAUUUGAUGUGGAGCGAGAUAACUACUGCCGCUAUGACUAUGUUGCCAUUUUCAACGGGGCUGAAAUCAACGAUGCCAAAAGAAUAGGAAAGUACUGUGGAGACAGUCCCCCAGCACCCAUUUUUUCUGAUGGAAAUGAAAUUGUUAUCCAGUUUCUGUCAGAUUUGAGUUUGACUGCUGAUGGCUUCAUCGGUUACUACAAAUUUAGGCCCAAAAAGUACCUCACAACUACAGUGUCUCCCAUCACAACGCCCACACAAGCAACGACGGGAGCAACAACUUUAAAAUACACAGCAGCCCUGUGCCAGCAAAAAUGCAAAAGGAGUGGGACCCUUGAGAGCAAUUACUGUUCGAGUAACUUUGUUAUAACCGGCACAGUCAUAACUGCAGUGUCACGUGGAGGCAGCAUGUACAUCACCAUCUCCAUAAUUAACGUCUACAAGGAGGGGAGUCUGGCCAUCCAACAGGCUGGAAAGAACAUGAGCGCUAAGAUUGUGGUACUGUGCAAGAAGUGCCCUUUCAUCAGACGAGGCUUAAACUACCUCUUUAUGGGUCACACCGACGAAGAAGGACGUGGUAAAAUCGCACCCAACAACUUCGUCAUGGCAUUCAAAAGCAAAAACCAGAAGAACCUGAACACCCUGAAGAACAAGCGGUGCUAAUUCUGUGAACUACCCCCGACACAGCUCAGCCAACCCAUCUUCACUAGCAAGCAACCCUUCAUCUCCAAGCUGGACUUCAGCAUGCGCACACAACCAUCCCACCUGGGAGCAAAGCUGCUGUCUGUUGAAGCGAAAUCGUACCAAACAAAGUUGAUUCGACUGCUCUGAAUGUGUAUCACGUGUGGCGAUGAAUAAGAAAGUGUAAUGUGCAUAAGAUAAUAUUUCAUUUGAAACACUUUCUCUAAGAAGUAGGGUAUUUUAUUACCUGUUUUUAUUGGUUUUAUUUUGUAAAGUCAGCGUAUUUAAUGUCUAGCGUAUUUUAUCUCUAGCUUAUUUUAUCGCUUGCUCAAUAAAAUCUAUUUGAUCGUGAACACCAUGAGAGAAACCUAUAAACCUUCAUAAUGCCUGAUGUAUCACUUUUGAGGGUUUUUUGUAUACUGUCAAAGCGUGAAGUUGAUGGAUGAAAAAUAAAAAUUUGGUAUUGUGACUGGUUUCACCAUUGGGGUACAGAAUAGUCAGGCCUCAUUUUCUGUCA
This is a messenger RNA of Acipenser ruthenus (sterlet), 1945 nucleotides long. Its product is annotated as procollagen C-endopeptidase enhancer 2-like. The coding region runs from base 160 to 1410 and encodes 416 amino acids. Gene Ontology annotation, molecular function: protein binding. The record is from RefSeq and is a predicted model, not a curated record. The transcript has 9 exons. Lineage: Eukaryota; Metazoa; Chordata; Actinopteri; Acipenseriformes; Acipenseridae.